This is a messenger RNA of Klebsormidium nitens, 1434 nucleotides long. The record is from the annotation of a GenBank genome assembly. NCBI's taxonomy places the organism in Eukaryota, Viridiplantae, Streptophyta, Klebsormidiophyceae, Klebsormidiales, Klebsormidiaceae.
GAGCUGCCAGCUUUCGGCAGUUGCGCUUCGUUGCGCUUCGUAGCAGGGUGGCCACGUAAGUCUGCCUGUCCUGCAAGCAAGACUGAGCUCAAGCUACAUAAUACAGACUCGUCAGGACGGCCAGGCUACGUGGCGCAGAAUUUCAGGGUAUAAAAGCAAGGCCACUAUGGCGUCCCCCUCAUUCCAAGCAACCGCAGUAGCCACCAAGCACCAUCCUCUCCACUCUAGCUUUGCACUACAUAAAAGCACCAGCUCGAUGUGCACCUUAGAAGACCGCGACAGGCUGCCUGAUCUGCCACCUCACACAAUAGCUCAGGGACUGCAGGCUGAGCUGGCCAGAUGGUGCCAGAGGGCAGCUCCAACAUGGCCCAGCAAUUGCGAGCAGGGGCAGAAUGCAGAGGGUGCUGGCUAUAGCUGCUGGCGUUUACUUAUAGGCUGCCAGCUGUCUUCUAAUCCAAGCUUCAGAGCAGUCAAUGUCAAGCAGUCAGCAGCUUGCAGCUUGGGAGCGCCUUCAUUACUGAGGCAUGAGACAGCUGGCAGCAAAGUACCACUGAAUGACGUCGCAGAUUGGAGCUGCUAGCAUGGCGUCCGACCUGCGUCUCCACUGGGAGAGUGACUCGUCAUCCUCUGAAGGAUCAGAAGAGUACAUUGAAGGUGUUGAGUAUGCAUCUCGGUCCGUCGAUGGUUCAGACUCUGGACGCUCCCUGGCGGACUUCCUCAGAGAUGGAGACUCUGCCAGCAGCGAAAGCCCGUCGUUCUACAGAGCGAUCGACAAUGAGAAGAGUCUCAGCCCGCUCCAUCUGCCAAGAGGUCUCGCCGGUGUUGUUCAUCUGCCUACUUCUCCAUUCGCUUGGUCCUUCGGAAGCGGCUUCAGAAAACGAAUGUGCUUUACGCCACCAGACAACCCCCAGGCGUCCCCGCGUUGCUGCAUCCCAGCUGCUUGUCAGCACCGUGCGGGCAAGAUGGUCACAGUUGGUGAGGACCUUCAUUCGCCUGUACGGAAGCGAGUGGGGCUUGGAAGGAAGCGCCGGCGGGUCAUCCUCUCGCAAGAGUCAGAAGAGGAGCAGCACACGCCCCCGCUCUCACUUUCCAAGGUGAGAACAGCUCACCGAGAGGUAGCGCGCAGGGUCCUGGAUGCAGCCAAGAGAAGGGCCGUGAAGAAGAGCAAGCCCAGGUACAACACCUGACUACUAGACCGGUUCUAGACUACUAAUCAGUAGUCGUCGAAAGUCAGAUCGGAGGCAGACUUUCAAGCUGUGAGCAGCUUAGUGCAAUUCACAAAAAGUAAGGAGCAAGGGACUCCUAAAUAGACGCCCAAGCCACACCACGAGAUUCACAAGCGGAGGGCUAUACGCGUAAGCAAAGGCUUGCCAGAACGUGUAGAGUAAGUUCCUCUUGCAGAUUCAACGUUCAUUCGUCCUUUGGUUUUCGUCG